This is a messenger RNA of Cicer arietinum (chickpea), 2743 nucleotides long. Its product is annotated as cyclic nucleotide-gated ion channel 2. Gene Ontology annotation, cellular component: membrane. Gene Ontology annotation, molecular function: monoatomic ion channel activity. Gene Ontology annotation, biological process: monoatomic ion transport; transmembrane transport. Lineage: Eukaryota; Viridiplantae; Streptophyta; Magnoliopsida; Fabales; Fabaceae. The record is from RefSeq and is a predicted model, not a curated record.
AUUGGAACGUAAGUUGUCCCACCACACCACACUCUCUCUCUUCACAAACACUACCAUCCACUCUACGUUGCGUAACCAUGAGCACCAGUUUAACUAAUUCACCCAAUUCAUUCACAUGCAAAAUCAAAACUCAUCUUCAUUUCAUUUCCAUCAUCUUAUAAUAUUAUACUUUAUCUUUUUCCAAUACCAACACAUGUGCUCUUCCCUGCCACAUCCCAACCCCACCCUCUCACUUUCUUCCAUGUAGUAGUAAUAACUCAUCUACACAAAUUCUUCUUCACCCUCCCAUGGUUGUUACUCUCCAUCAUCAACCAUGUCCACCUUCUACUCUCUCCCUAGGUGGAUUGGAGGAAAAUUGUUGGGAAGGAAUCCCAAGAGCACAAUCAACAACGUUGGUGACAGUAACAGUGACACUACUGGAGUUGUCGUCGUGACAGAUGACAAUCCAGUGACAAGCGUGGUGGAGUGUUAUGCCUGUACACAAGUAGGUGUACCGGUGUUUCACUCCACCAGCUGCGAUAGCUGUCACCAACCCGAAUGGGAAGCAUCAGCGGGUUCUUAUCUUGUUCCAAUUCAAAACCGACCCGGAAAAUUCGCAAGAGCAGUUACAAGGGCAAAUUGGGGACCGUUAGGAUCCGUUUUAGAUCCAAGAAGCAAGCGCGUGCAGAUAUGGAACCGCGUGUUGUUGUUGGCGCGUGGAGUUGCGUUGGCUAUAGACCCGUUGUUUUUCUACGCGCUAUCGAUAGGGAGAGAAGGUUCGCCGUGUCUUUAUAUGGACGGUGGUUUGGCGGCGAUGGUUACGGCGGCGCGUACGUGUGUUGAUGCGGUGCAUUUGAUACAUGUGUGGUUGCAGUUUAGAUUAGCGUAUGUGUCGAGAGAAUCGCUUGUUGUUGGGUGUGGAAAACUCGUGUGGGACGCACGUACCAUUGCUUCUCAUUAUCUUAGAAACUCAAAGGGUUUUUGGUUCGAUCUUUUUGUUAUUCUUCCGGUGCCUCAGGCUGUGUUUUGGCUAGUAGUACCAAAAUUGAUAAGAGAAGACAAGAUUAAAAUCAUUAUGACCACAAUGCUAUUAAUUUUUUUGUUCCAAUUUCUCCCUAAAGUUUACCAUAGCAUAUGCAUGAUGAGAAGAAUGCAAAAAGUCACUGGCUACAUCUUUGGCACCAUUUGGUGGGGUUUUGGACUCAAUCUCAUAGCUUAUUUCAUUGCUUCUCAUGUUGCUGGAGGGUGCUGGUAUGUCCUUGCUAUUCAACGCGUAGCAUCAUGCCUUCAACAGCAAUGUGACAGAACUAUUGGAUGCAAUCUAUCUCUGUCAUGUUCAGAGGAGGUAUGCUAUCAGUCUUUGUUAUCACCAGGAACCAUUGGAAAUCCAUGUGGUGGAAACUCAACAUUGAUGAUAAGUAAGCCUUUGUGCUUAGAUGUUGACGGACCUUUCAAAUAUGGAAUCUACCAAUGGGCACUUCCAGUCAUAUCCAGCAAUUCCUUGGCUGUCAAGAUUCUUUAUCCCAUUUUUUGGGGUUUGAUGACCCUCAGCACUUUUGGAAAUGAUCUUGAACCCACAAGUAACUGGCUAGAAGUGAUUUUCAGCAUAUGCAUUGUGCUGAGUGGACUGCUACUUUUCACUUUGUUGAUUGGUAACAUUCAGGUAUUCUUACAUGCAGUCAUGGCAAAGAAGAGAAAGAUGCAGCUGAGAUGCCGUGACAUGGAAUGGUGGAUGAAGAGGAGGCAGUUGCCGUCCCGAUUAAGACAAAGAGUUCGGCAUUUCGAACGUCAAAGAUGGGUAGCUAUGGGAGGAGAAGAUGAGAUGGAAUUGAUCAAAGACUUACCUGAGGGUCUUAGGAGAGACAUCAAGCGCUAUCUUUGCUUGGAUCUCAUUAAAAAGGUACCAUUGUUCCACAACUUGGAUGAUCUUAUUCUUGACAACAUCUGUGAUAGGGUAAAGCCCCUAGUCUUCUCUAAAGAUGAAAAGAUAAUUAGAGAAGGUGAUCCUGUACCAAGGAUGGUAUUCAUUGUUCGAGGACGCAUUAGAAGAAACCAAAGUCUCAGCAAAGGAAUGGUAGCAACUAGUGUCCUCGAACCAGGAGGGUUUUUAGGGGAUGAACUACUUUCUUGGUGCCUUCGACGCCCUUUUAUCGACCGUCUUCCAGCCUCCUCAGCAACAUUUAUAUGCCUUGAAUCAACAGAAGCAUUUGGUCUUGAUGCUCAAAACUUGAGAUACAUAACUGAUCAUUUCCGCUACAAAUUCGCGAACGAGAGGCUAAAGAGAACAGCAAGAUACUACUCAUCCAAUUGGAGAACAUGGGCUGCAGUUAACAUUCAACUUGCAUGGCGACGUUACAGGCAGAGGACUAGAGGUCCAGUGACUCCUGUAAGGGAAAUUGGCGGCUCGGAGCGCAGGCUCUUGCAGUAUGCUGCAAUGUUCAUGUCACUUAGGCCACAUGAUCAUCUUGAAUGAAAAGCUAAUGUCCAUGAUUGGUUAUCUUGAAUUUUCUGUGUCAUCAAAUUCUUCAGACCUUUGAAAUUUCUAUCAAGUAUUGAAAUUAUUCUUGAAAUGUAUAAAAAAGCAAAAAGAAAAUGAGAAAUGCAGGAAUCAUUGAACUCCUGUUUGUUCAUUUGAUUUUACUAUAUUGUUUUGCACUGUGAAUUUUUUAUUGGACUUGUAUUUGAACAAUUUCCUCUUGAGGAUGCAAUGUACUUAUUGCAUAAAUGAAUAAAGGGCACUAGAGUCAAAUUUGUUUCUGUUCAA